Messenger RNA from Brassica oleracea var. oleracea, 1721 nucleotides. Its product is annotated as SNF1-related protein kinase regulatory subunit gamma-1-like. The record is from RefSeq and is a predicted model, not a curated record. The coding region runs from base 337 to 1593 and encodes 418 amino acids. Lineage: Eukaryota; Viridiplantae; Streptophyta; Magnoliopsida; Brassicales; Brassicaceae. The transcript is spliced from 5 exons.
AGGCCCAUAUCAUGCAAUAUGUAAUCUCUCUCUUAAAAAUCAAGCCCAUCCGAGUCAAAAGGCUCCGAUGGCUUCGCUGUUCAUUAUCUGACAUACGACCGCUUCACGGAACGAAACGUGUCAAUAAAUGAAGGCGCGCAUAACCGCAAGAAGAAGUUCCAUCUCCGACACGUUGCGUAUCCAAACCACGAACACACACCCACUGUUUCUGUUUCUUUCUCUUAUUUUUUUUUUUUGUAGAAAAAAACAAUUGGCGUUUUCACGUUUUCGAAUCUGGAAAUCACUGUAGUAGAUUGCUGUUGAGUUAUCGAUUUGGUGUUUCUUCACCAAGGUGAUAUGGCGGAAAGUGAGAAGAGUCAUGUGGAUAAGGAGAUAAGAUCGUCUGUUUCGAGCUGCGAAGCCUAUUUCGAGAAAGUUCAGUCGAGGAAGAAUCUUCCCAAAUCUCUUCAAGAUACCCUAAACUCCGCCUUCGCCGGUAUCCCCGUCUCCUCCUUCCCUCAAGUUCCCGGCGGCAGAGUGAUUGAGAUUCCAGCGGAGACAUCUGUAUCAGAAGCAGUAAAGAUUCUAUCAGACAGCAAGAUCCUCUCAGCUCCUGUGAUUAACAAAGACCACGAGACCUCCCUAGACUGGAAGGAGAGGUACUCAGGAAUCAUCGACUACUCCUCAAUCAUCCUAUGGGUGCUGGAGAGCGCAGAGCUCGCCGCAAUCGCCUUAUCUGCCACGUCAGCGGCGGCUGCGGUCGGAGCUGCGGUCGCUGGCGGCGUUGCAGCUGACCGCGGGAUCGGGAAAGAUGCUCCGACCGCUGCUGAUAGCUUGGGGAAAGACUUCUAUCAAGUCAUUCUCCAAGAAGAACCGUUCAGAUCAACCACUGUUGGGACUAUACUUAAGUCUUUUAGAUACGCUCCUUUUCUUCCGGUGUCUACCGAGAGUUCAAUGCUGAGUGUUUUGCUGCUACUCUCUAAAUACCGGUUAAGAAAUGUACCGGUGAUUAAACCGGGAGAGCCGGAUAUCAAGAACUACAUUACUCAGUCUGCGGUUGUUCAUGGUCUUGAAGGCUGCAAAGGAAGAGAUUGGUUUGAUCACAUCUCCGCUCUUCCUAUCUCUGAUCUCGGCCUCCCUUUCAUGUCUCCCAGCGAGGUGAUUAGCAUUGAUAGCGAAGAGCUUAUUCUUGAAGCGUUCAAGAGGAUGAGAGACAACAACAUUGGUGGCCUUCCCGUUGUUGAAGGGGCGAACAAGAAGGUUAUUGGGAACAUAAGCAUGAGAGACAUUAGAUACUUGCUUCUACAACCUGAAGUCUUCUCCAACUUCAGGCAACUUACGGUGAAGACUUUCGCGGCGAAGAUUGCAACGGCGGGGGAUAAAUAUGGUUCAGCGAGUCUUGCGAUAACAUGCAGGCCUGAUUCGACUUUGGGGAGUGUUAUAAACAGUUUGGCUUCAAGGUCGGUGCAUAGGGUGUAUGUAGCGGAUGGAGAUGAGGAUGAGCUGUAUGGGGUUAUUACGCUGCGGGAUGUGAUCUCUUGUUUCGUGUCUGAACCUCCCAACUACUUUGAGAACUGUCUUGGCUUCUCGGUUAAAGAAGUGCUUAACCGAUGAUGACCAUCUCUUGUUUCUCAGUUUCUUGGUUUAGAUUCUGAAGUUGUUUGUUUUUAUAAUCUAAUUUGUAAGCCACUUUUAAAGUUUUAAAGUUUCUGUCUUAAAUGUUACAAAGCUUAAAUUGUGAA